Molecule: messenger RNA, 831 nt
Organism: Penicillium mononematosum
Lineage: Eukaryota; Fungi; Ascomycota; Eurotiomycetes; Eurotiales; Aspergillaceae
Exons: 2
Coding region: 1-831 (276 amino acids)
Biological process (GO): regulation of transcription by RNA polymerase II
Molecular function (GO): DNA-binding transcription factor activity, RNA polymerase II-specific
Source: RefSeq, a predicted model, not a curated record
AUGAUACAAGUUAAUCGCAAGCUCCUGGAACUUGCCUUCACUUACCCUUUCUUAAUGCACGCCUCUCUAGCUGUGGCGCUUACAUAUGACCGCCAUCUGAAUGGCUCCUUAGGCUGCCGUCGCACUGUAGAAGAGUGUUAUCACUGGUCUCAAAGCACAGUUCUCUUGAACAAGCGGCUAAGGGGACCGAUUGAAGACAAAGAUAAGGAUCCUAUCUGGGGUACUGCGGCUGCUCUCGUUAUCCUGAUCUUCUCGUGCCCCGAUGCAUACACACCGGAACAAGCGUGGCCUCUGAAAUCCUCCGACUCCUCCGACUUGAACUGGUUGCGCAUGAGCAAGGGUAAAAUGUCAUUGUGGCACAUUGUUAACCCGCUGCGACCGGACAGCCUUUUCCGUGUCAUGGCAGCGACCUUUGCCCAAAUGCAUUCACCAUUGCCAGAGGGAGGCAUAGAUGGUAUACCAAGGGCAUUAGCUUCCGUGUGUAACCUCAAAGACUCAUCUACUGCGGAAACUAAUCCGUAUUUCCACGCCGCCCACGCGGUAUCCCAACUCCUGGACCUCCCGGAUAACGAGGUCACAACCGGUCCGACUCAACUCUUUACGCGGAGUAUCCAUGGCCCUUUCGAAAGUUUACUCCGGAAGAAGGACCCUGUAGCGCUAUUGUUGCUCUAUCUAUGGUACCGGAAAGCAAGUCGCAGUAUAUGGUGGAUUGAACUUAGGGCAAGGGUGGAAUGCCCUUCUAUUUGCUUGUAUCUGCGACUAUAUCAUAAAGAGAAUGGUGAUGUACAUGCAUUCCUUCCGGGAGGAUCUCUCGGCGAUAGAUCGAAUUAG